This is a messenger RNA of Nicotiana tabacum (common tobacco), 1698 nucleotides long. The record is from RefSeq and is a predicted model, not a curated record. Lineage: Eukaryota; Viridiplantae; Streptophyta; Magnoliopsida; Solanales; Solanaceae.
UAAUUUGCAACACCAAGUCUCUCUAACUGCUCGACCCUCGUUGACAAUUAGGAUCUCUUCAAUUGCAACUUGCAUGGACCUGGGACGGGAAAAUUUUAGCAAACAGGCUGAUAUUCAGAAAAUAGUUGUGAUCUUACAAAAUUUCCUACAUUAUCUAGUUUUAGUCGCGUUCCAUGACUGUUUAUAUGUACCAAUAAAUGAUAUUAACAGCUCUAUUGCUGUUCCGCUUAUUCUUGAGCAGGCAGUAGCUGAUGCUGGGGGCAAGUCAAUUAUCACCAAACAAGAGAGGGCUACAGCUGAUGGGUCUGGUAGUGCUACCCAAAUGAAAUCACCAAUCAUCAUUCGAGCAGAGGAGUUCCUGUCAAGUAUAGGGAAUGAAUAUCCCAGCUUCAUGAAAUUAUUAGUUAGAUCACAUGUUGGUAGUUGUUUUUGGAUGGGACUUCCGGUGCCAUUUUGCAAGAACCAUCUACCAAGAAAGGACACCCCAGUUAUUCUUGAAAGCGAGACCGGCGAAGAAUUUGAGAUAAAAUAUAUUGCUGAAAAGACCGGACUUAGUGCAGGAUGGAGAAAGUAUUGCACUGCUCACAAGUUGGUUGAGGGAGAUGUUUUAGUUUUCCAACUAGUUGCGCCUACUAGAUUCAAGGUAUACGUCAUAAGAGCGAAUGAUCUAAAGGAGGUGGAUGGCGCUCUUAGCCUUCUAAAUUUGGAUGCACCACCCAAGCAAAGUGAUGCAGAGGGAGCUUCUGCUCAUAACUUAAAGAAGCGUCAAAAGAAGUCUCUUCCCAUAACUGUUGUGCAUAGGAGGAGACGAAAGGCGGAUCUGAGUAAACAACUUCUGGCACUGGAGGCACAGUCGGGAAAUGAUAGCGAUGAGGUUGCUUCAGAAAUUUUAGAGGGCUCAAGGUCCUCUGGACUUGCUGUUAAUUUUAGAGACAUUAAGAGCCUUGAGGAGUUCCACAUUUUGGUGAAUGGAGUAUGCAUAGACUCUGAACUUCCUGAAGAUAUAAGAAGAAAGUACUACGAGUUAUGCUGCAAUAAAAGCGCUUUUCUUCAUGAUCGUCUUCUACAAGGCCUUCAUUGUAAGUUGGUUGCUGGUGUGAUUUUUGAAGUCGUCAACAUUGCCGAUGCGAUAAGAGCUUGCAAGCUCACCACCCAGCGAACGGAAUUUGAUAUAUGGGAGAAGUCAUUGAAAUCUUUUGAACUUCUGGGCAUGAAUGUUGGGUUUCUGAGGACUCGUCUGCGCUGGUUGGUGAGUCUUGCAUUUGAUUCAGAAGGUGCUUCAGACACCAAGAGGUACUGGGAAGCUAAAAACGAGUGGUCUCGAGCUGAAGAUGAGAUGAGGAAUCUUGAAACAAAACUUGUGGAACUGAAAAAAGCUUCUGAAACAUAUGGUGCUGAUGUUGAGGCUCUGAAAUCAAAAGCUGAGAGCUAUGAGCUUAUGUUCCAAGGAGAAGUUAAUGCCCCAUGGUAGUGUUCUCUAUGUUUCUACUUUAUUUUAUGCAGUAUGCAGCAAAUGGAGAAUGUUGUUAGUAACUCUUAGUCUGUACUUAGUUACUACUACAUAUCAAGCUAAGAGAGCAUGAUAAUUGUACUUUUGACUGCUAAACUCUGCUGUUAUUGUGUUGAAGUACUAUGUAAGCCUCAAGACCUAGCUAAGAUUUUCCAAGGACUGGUAUACCAACAUUUUCAAGACUCUAU